This is a messenger RNA of Rasamsonia emersonii CBS 393.64, 3240 nucleotides long. Its product is annotated as ATP dependent RNA helicase (Dob1). NCBI's taxonomy places the organism in Eukaryota, Fungi, Ascomycota, Eurotiomycetes, Eurotiales, Trichocomaceae. The record is from RefSeq and is a predicted model, not a curated record. Gene Ontology annotation, molecular function: RNA helicase activity; RNA binding; ATP binding. The transcript has 6 exons. Gene Ontology annotation, biological process: maturation of 5.8S rRNA; RNA catabolic process. Gene Ontology annotation, cellular component: nucleus. Bases 1 to 3240 code for a protein of 1079 amino acids.
AUGGAUGACCUCUUCGAUGUCUUCGAGGACCAGCCCCAGGCGGUGAAACCCUCUGACGAGCCAGCCAAGCCGCGGCCGAAGAAGGACAAAAGCAAGAAGCGACAGGCCAACGGUGACGUGAAACAGGAUGGUGCUGAGGUCGAGGCAAAGGACCAUGAGGCUCUACCUGACGCGCCCGCCGCUGGCGGUGACACAGAAGAUGCAGAGGCUUCUCCCUCGGAGAACGGGCAGCCAGAAGCCAAGCGACAGCGACUACAGAAGGAACCAGAACCUCUAGUGGCCGACACCUUCGAGACGGAGCAGGAACGUGAAGUGGCCGCUUCAGCCGGGCUUCAAUCCACCAAGGAGGAGGCUGCGGUCGUCCUGUCGCACCAGGUUCGCCAUCAAGUCGCUCUCCCGCCGAACUAUCCAUACGUUCCCAUCUCCCAGCAUAAGCCCCCCGAGAAUCCGGCGAGAACAUGGCCCUUCACCCUCGAUCCGUUCCAGCAAGUCUCGAUUGCGUCGAUCCAGAGAGAAGAGAGUGUUCUGGUUUCUGCACAUACCAGUGCGGGUAAGACGGUGGUUGCGGAGUACGCCAUUGCGCAGAGCUUGAAAAACAACCAGCGAGUCAUCUACACCAGUCCGAUUAAGGCCUUGAGCAAUCAAAAGUACAGAGAAUUUGCGGCGGAAUUCGGAGACGUGGGUUUGAUGACUGGCGAUGUCACAAUCAACCCCACCGCUACAUGUCUAGUAAUGACGACGGAGAUUCUUCGUUCCAUGCUGUAUCGCGGCUCGGAGAUCAUGCGCGAAGUUGCAUGGGUCAUCUUCGACGAGAUUCACUACAUGCGUGAUGCGACCCGGGGUGUCGUCUGGGAAGAGACGAUCAUUCUUCUUCCAGACAAAGUUCGAUAUGUCUUUCUGUCGGCGACUAUCCCCAACGCCAUGCAGUUUGCCGAGUGGAUCACGAAGAUGCACAACCAACCGUGUCACGUCGUCUACACGGAUUUCCGUCCCACGCCGCUACAGCACUACUUCUUCCCUGCUGGCGCUGAUGGCAUCCAUCUGAUUGUUGACGAGAAAGGAGUGUUCCGGGAGGAGAAUUUCCAGAAAGCAAUGAGCUCGAUUGCCGAGAAGAAGGGCGAUGAUCCCGCCGAUCCCAUGGCCAAGAGGAAGGGCAAAGGCAAGGAUAAGAAGCUCAACAAAGGCGGCACGAAAGGGCCGUCCGACAUUUACAAGAUCGUGAAGAUGAUCAUGGUGAAGAACUACAAUCCGGUGAUCGUCUUCAGCUUCAGCAAGCGGGAGUGCGAAGCGUCCGCUUUGCAGAUGGCUUCAUUGGCAUUUAAUGACGACUCGGAGAAGGAAAUGGUCUCCAAGGUCUUCAACAGUGCCAUCGAAAUGCUGUCUGAGGAGGACCGGAAUCUGCCCCAGAUCCAGCACAUCCUGCCGCUAUUGCGGCGUGGCAUCGGAGUCCAUCACUCUGGACUCCUCCCCAUUCUUAAAGAGACGAUUGAGAUUCUUUUCCAGGAAGGUCUGAUCAAAGUCCUGUUCGCGACGGAGACGUUCUCCAUCGGUCUGAACAUGCCCGCCAAGACGGUGGUCUUUACCAGCGUCCGAAAGUUCGAUGGCAUCACUCAGCGCUGGGUGACCCCAUCAGAAUUCAUCCAGAUGUCUGGUCGUGCCGGACGAAGAGGUCUCGACGAGCGGGGUAUUGUGAUCAUGAUGGUCAACGAGGAGAUGGACCCGGCGGUGGCCAAGGAAAUUGUUCGUGGCGAACAGGACCGGCUCAAUUCCGCCUUCCACCUGGGAUACAAUAUGAUCCUGAACCUCAUGCGGGUGGAAGGUAUCUCACCCGAGUUCAUGUUGGAGCGGUGUUUCUACCAGUUCCAGAAUGCUGCCAACGCGGCGGGGCUUGAGAAAGAGCUACAUGAAUUGGAGACCAAACGAGCCAACAUGAACAUUCCUGAUGAAGGAACGAUCCGGGAGUAUUAUGAUUUGAGAAAGCAGCUCGCCAGUUUCACGGAGGACAUGCAGGCCGUGAUCAGCCACCCGAACUACUGCCUGCCGUUCCUGCAGCCGGGGCGGCUUGUGCAGAUCAAGUACUUGGACUACGAUUUUGGCUGGGGCGCGGUCGUCAACUUCAAGCAACGAAAGCCAUCCAAAGGUUCCAAGGAAGAGUUCACGCCCCAUCAAAGUUAUGUGGUCGAUGUGCUGUUGAAGAUCGCCGAUGGAUCUUCGGUGGGUACGAAGACACACAGCGACCUUCCAUCGGGAGUUCGGCCGCCUCAGGACGGUGAGAAAGUUCGGGUUGAGGUGGUGCCGGUGCUGCUGAGCUGCAUCCAAGCCAUCUCUCACAUCCGAAUCUUCCUUCCCAAGGAAGUCCAGACAGUGGACUCCCGGAAUAGCGUCAAGAGAGCCCUUGAGGAGGUGCAAAGGCGGUUCCCCGACGGUAUUGCUCUGCUCGAUCCCAUUGAAAACAUGGGUAUCAAGGAUGAGUCGUUCAAGAAGCUCCUUCGGAAAAUCGAGGUCCUCGAGUCGCGGCUCCUGGCCAAUCCCCUUCAUAACUCGCCUCGCUUGCCCGAGCUGUACAAUCAAUAUGCGGAGAAGGUGGAGCUGGGCAAGAAGAUCAAGGAGAUCAAGAAGAAGAUCUCGGAAGCCAUGUCGAUCAUGCAGCUCGAGGAGCUGAAGUGCCGCAAGCGGGUGCUCCGGCGGUUUGGCUUCAUCAACGAGGCGGAAGUGGUGCAGCUGAAGGCACGGGUGGCUUGUGAGAUCAGCACGGGCGAUGAACUCAUGCUCAGCGAGCUGCUGUUCAACGGCUUCUUCAACUCGCUGACCCCGGAGCAAUGUGCGGCGGUGCUGAGCUGUUUUGUGUUCGAGGAGAAGGCGAAGGAGACGCCGGCACUGACCCGAGAGGAGCUGCUCAAGCCGCUCAAGGAGAUCCAGGCGCAGGCGCGAAUCAUCGCCAAAGUGUCGAUGGAGUCGAAAUUGGCCAUCAACGAAGAAGAGUACGUGCAGAGCUUCCACUGGGAACUGAUGGAGGUGAUCUACGAGUGGGCGAACGGCAAGUCGUUUGCAGAGAUCUGCAAAAUGACGGAUGUCUACGAAGGCAAUCUGAUCCGGGUGUUCCGUCGGUUGGAGGAAUGUCUGCGGCAGAUGGCGCAGGCCGCCAAAGUCAUGGGCAGUGAAGAGCUGGAGCAGAAGUUCGAGACAGCGCUGACCAAGGUGCGGCGCGACAUUGUUGCUGCACAGUCGCUGUAUCUGUAA